Molecule: messenger RNA, 1527 nt
Organism: Blastocystis hominis
Lineage: Eukaryota; Bigyra; Opalinata; Blastocystidae
Exons: 5
Coding region: 1-1527 (508 amino acids)
Cellular component (GO): nucleus
Molecular function (GO): DNA binding; ATP-dependent chromatin remodeler activity; ATP binding
Source: RefSeq, a predicted model, not a curated record
AUGCAGCGGCAAUUCAAUUCAACUGAUCCUUCGAUUAUCAAGCAGCCCAAGUCGCUCAAGGGAAAGCUGCUUCCCUACCAGCUUCAAGGCGUCAGUUGGAUGAUGCGUCUCUUCGAAAAUGGGUCUCAUGGCAUGUUGGCAGAUGAAAUGGGUCUGGGAAAGACGAUCCAGGUGAUCGGUCUCCUCGCCUGUCUACGAGAAGCAGGCGUGUGGGGUCCGGUAUUGAUCAUCGCUCCCUUAAGUACUCUCGGGAACUGGGUGAGCGAGUUUGCGAAGUGGCUGCCGUCCGUUGAGGUUAUCAAAUACCACGGAACAAAGGAGGAACGCAAGCAGCUCCGAACGCAGUUGCAAGCAGAGGAAACAAAGAGAGGCAUGGAUAACGCGGUGUUCGUAACCUCCUACGAAAUGGUCCGAUUCGAUGCGUCUGCCUUUCAGCGAGUGGAAUGGUUCUAUUUGAUCGUGGAUGAAGGGCAUCGACUGAAGAACAACGAGUGCCAGCUAAUGCAAUGUCUGUUUACGUUCGCUCAUAGCCCGAACACCUCUCGUCUCAUUCUCACUGGAACGCCUCUUCAGAACAAUUUAAAAGAGCUCUGGUCUCUUAUGCAUUUCUUACUUCCCGAUGUGUUUUCAAGCGCAGCGGAUUUCUUAAAAUGGUUGGGUGUCCUGGCUUGCUCUGACCGUAGGUUUGAUUUCAACAACAGCAGCUCUGAAUCACUGAAAGCCGAUAUUGUAAACACUCUUCGAAAGGUGGUUUCUCCUUUUUUCCUUCGAAGAGUCAAGUCCGAUAUCGACAUUUAUCUUCCUCGAAAGGUGGAAGUUCUUGUUUACACGGAAAUGACGUCCUACGAGAAGGAACUGUAUAGGUUCGAACGCUGGUGUGAUCUAGGUAUGACAUUAUCUGCUCGUCUGAUGUCGACCUCUCGAAACUUCCGAAUGCAAAUCCUUCGGCAACUCGUCAGUCAUCCCUAUAAUGUCUACGAGGAAAAAUCGUCCUCUGGUUCUUAUAUUACAGACGAAUCGAUUAUUCAGAAAUCCUCGAAAUUAACUCUUUUAGACAAUCUACUCAAAGUUCUCAUUCCUAAAGGCCAUCGAGUUUUAGUCUUCGUUCAGUUUGUAGAGACUUUGCAUCUACUCGAAGAUUAUUGCACAUUCCGUGGGUAUGAAAACUGCUCCAUUCAUGGCUCUACACUGCAAAGCGAUCGAGACCAAGAGAUCAAAGACUUCCAGUCUAGAGAGGACAUUCCGAUCUUCCUUUUAACGACUCGCUCUGGAGGGUUGGGAAUCAAUCUGAGUGCAGCCGAUACGGUCAUUCUGUACGACUCUGACUGGAAUCCACAGCAGGAUAUCCAGGCGAUGGAUCGUGCCCAUCGACUUGGCCAGAAGCGGGACGUUGUGGUGUAUCGCUUUGUGACACUGGGAACGAUGGAUGUGCAGCUCCUCAAGAUUGCCGAAGAAAAACGGAAGCUGGAACGUAUUGUCACUCACCAUGAUCGUGCAGUAGUCUUCGCCCAUUUGUCUUAUGGAUAG